Messenger RNA from Parastagonospora nodorum SN15, 1052 nucleotides. RefSeq lists its product as hypothetical. Gene Ontology annotation, molecular function: GTP binding; GTPase activity. NCBI's taxonomy places the organism in Eukaryota, Fungi, Ascomycota, Dothideomycetes, Pleosporales, Phaeosphaeriaceae. The transcript has 4 exons. Bases 134 to 802 code for a protein of 222 amino acids. The record is from RefSeq and is a predicted model, not a curated record.
CACCUCCAACCCUCCUGAACACCGCUCACCGCCCACCGCCCCGAGUGAAUCUUCCGCCUCAUUGCGCAUCCUCGACGCCUCGUCCCAAACCCCUCCACGACCCGGAAAGCGCCGCGUCACUACAUCUCCCACCAUGUCGGCCAGAGUGCAGCAGGGACAGCGGCCUGGAGGCUCCGGCUCCCGGUUCGCCCAGUUCAAGCUGGUGUUGCUCGGUGAAUCCGCCGUCGGAAAGUCCUCACUCGUGCUGCGCUUUGUCAAGGACCAAUUCGACGACUACCGAGAAUCCACCAUCGGAGCCGCCUUCCUCACCCAGACCAUCGCCCUCGACGAGAACACAACCGUAAAGUUCGAGAUUUGGGAUACCGCCGGCCAGGAGCGCUACAAGUCGCUCGCCCCCAUGUACUACAGGAACGCAAACUGCGCUGUAGUAGUAUACGACAUCACACAAGCCGCUUCACUAGACAAGGCCAAAGCAUGGGUCAAGGAGCUGCAACGCCAGGCCAACGAGAACAUCAUCAUCGCCCUUGCCGGCAACAAGCUUGAUUUGGUCACCGAGUCACCUGACAAGCGCGCCAUCCAGACAGCCGACGCGGAGCAGUAUGCCCGCGAGGCCGGCCUCCUCUUCUUCGAGACCUCCGCAAAGACGAGCGAGAACGUCCGCGAACUAUUCACAGCCAUCGCCAAGAAGCUACCGCUCGACCAAGCCGGACCACGCAACCUGAGGCCCGGCCAACAACGGGCAGGUGUAAACCUCAGGCCCGAGGCCAACCAGACCCAAGGACCUGGAGGCUGCAACUGCUAGGUGUUCUACGAUGUCGUGGUUUAAUGUACAGGCAGACUGCGUCGUGUGUACUUUGUACCAGUGAGCGAGUCUGCGCCACCCAACGAGUUACAAUUUGGCAUGUUACCAUCUCCCAUUUCGCGUUUCCGUUUCCCGUGGACAUAUCUGGGCCUCUGGAGUAAGGUUUUUCGAUUACUGCAGAUUCUGCUGUGAGUUACAGAAGAGACAUGGGGCUACCUGACCAAUCUAUUUAAUGAUUUCAAUAUCCAUA